This is a messenger RNA of Rodentolepis nana, 387 nucleotides long. Lineage: Eukaryota; Metazoa; Platyhelminthes; Cestoda; Cyclophyllidea; Hymenolepididae. The record is from the annotation of a GenBank genome assembly.
AUGGGUCGUUUAUUUGUCGAACAUUUAGGCGGAGAACGAGUCUUCGUCUGUCACUGUCAAACACCCUUGACAAAUAGAGAUGAAUUACUCAGUACAAGAUUCACUGGAUCUACUGGUCGUGCCUUUCUGUUUCAUCGAGUUGUUAAUGUCACUUUUAGUGAAAUUCAGGAUCGCGUCAUGAUCACUGGUCGUCACUUGGUGCGUGAUGUCCUUUGCAUCAACUGCAAGCAGAAGCUCGGUUGGAUGUACGAGUAUGCAAUGGAGGAGAGUCAGCGCUAUAAGGAAGGUAAAGUUAUCCUCGAAGAAGCUCUUAUUUAUGAGCUGAAAGAAAACGCUGAUCCUUCUCCGGAAGAUGACCCCCUCUAUAUGGUUACGAGUGCAUGUUAA